Molecule: messenger RNA, 5030 nt
Organism: Nanorana parkeri
Lineage: Eukaryota; Metazoa; Chordata; Amphibia; Anura; Dicroglossidae
Gene: SLX4
Product: SLX4 structure-specific endonuclease subunit
Exons: 15
Coding region: 148-5013 (1621 amino acids)
Biological process (GO): resolution of meiotic recombination intermediates; interstrand cross-link repair; meiotic DNA double-strand break processing
Cellular component (GO): nucleus; Slx1-Slx4 complex
Molecular function (GO): enzyme binding
Source: RefSeq, a predicted model, not a curated record
CCGGAUCCCUGUACGUACGGUGGAGCUCAGAUGCUUUGCAGUAAUGAUUGUCCCUACCACGUGAUGAAACAGUGAGAUGAAGAUACAUCUUGCCUGCUCAGUGUCUGACCCGCUCUCAUUACCCAGUACUCUUCCAAGGAUUUCCUAAUGGUUGAGUCAGACGAUGAAUUCACUGAAUUAUGUACCAAACUCUUGAAACGGGUUAAAAAGAGCAAGCCAUUAGAUGGCCAGAGCGUUUCCACAGCCAGCACUACAGGCAAGAGCAAGUUCAAAAAGCCCAAACCUUCCAGGGCCAAAAGCAAGACGAGUAAUGGGGUCAGUAAGGCGGCGGAACAGAACAUCAAAGCAGGAGAUGGACCGGAGAAUAUUAGCAAUGAGGAUCAUGCAGGAAGCACUGUGCAGACCCACCUGUCCAAUGGGCAGACAGAGAAAGAUUGCAGUGGUAGAGAGUCUCAUGAAGAGACCGCUGGACAGGAGGACGAACCACGUGUGAAAGAUCUUGUCUUGGAAAGGAUGCAGCAGUAUAAGAGGACAUCCCCUGUCCGAAUGAAGCUGAAUUCCUUGGAGGCCAUUGGGGAACAGGUGGAUGCAGAUGUUCGUAUGGAUAGGGAUCUGGCUAUGGCUCUGCAAAUGGACCUUAAGAAGCCGUCAACUGGCCUAGAAGAGGCAGGACUUUUCUUCUGUCAGCUGUGCCAGAAAGACCUCACUGCCAUGAGCAGCAUUCUGCGGGAACAGCACGUCAACAGGUGUCUGGACCAGAGUGAGAGCUUCCAAGGUAAUUCUGCUGUGCCGGUGGUUCCUGGUUGUCCAUUAUGUGGGAAGCCCUUCACCACAGAGAAGGCCCGUGCUUCCCACCUGAAGCGUUGCGCUGCCAAGCUGGAGGUUCCUGCACAGACGCUACUGCAAGCUGUUCAGAGACAGGCAGCUGAGACGGCCACAGACGUACCAACAGGGGCGGCCCAGGUAAAGAGGAAAGGGGUACCAAAGAAGAAGGAGCCCUCCAAGAAAAGGAAGGUAGCACAGACUGAAGCAGAAAGGGAAGAUUUGAUGGUUGCGAUGGCGCUAUCACGUUCUCUGCAAGAGGAGAAACCUUCACCAAACCCUGGGUGUGCCCAGCGCGCAAGAAAGAUCGGCCCGUCAGCUGUCUGUGUUUCAGAAAAGAAAAGUCGCCGGAAAAAGAAGGACAAACCGCCUCCUGUCCUGCUGGUCCAGGCCCCAGAAGAGGCUGUGCAGAAGCUUCAGAGGAGGCUGUCUUUACUGCUGAGUGAGCAAUCUGGGGAGAACAAUCUUAUAACACUGCCUGCCAGCAGCUUCUGGAACAUGCAGGAGGAAGAAAGAGAAACCUUCAGAAUGUGUGCUGGAAAGAAUUGUGUCCUUUGGGAUAUCAGCAACAUGAUGGAGAACAGAGAUACAGUCAGCUACUAUACACCAGAGCUAAAUCCUCCAAUAACUCCAUGGAAGCCUCUCUCAAAGAAGGUACUAAACUCACAGCCACGUGCGGUUACUCCUACUACUCCCAAUCUACCUGCGGGAAUGCCAGAAAGCCAAAGGCUCGAAGACAAAGCUGCUUCUCCUGCCACCCCCUUUAAGGAUCAGAAGCCACUCUCUGACAGCCAGAAGGACAGACAAGCUUUGCUGGACCUGGCAGAGCUAGCCGGAGAAGGCAUGACUCUGACUCAGUGGAACUAUGCACCCAGCAAAGCCAGCAACCAAACAGGUCGAGAGUCACCACUCAGUAUUGUGUGCAGUGGAUUCAUUCCCUCAAAAGAAGAAGUGACCAGAAAAGAGAGCAAGAUCCCUGAUACUAACAAAAAUGCAGUCAUGACUCUGAUGGCAGAUUUCCUGGAGAUGGUGAAUAAUCCUCAUCUGAGUGAUGCUCAGCUGCAGACAGACUGCGGAGAGGUGCUAAAUGUGCACAUGUUUGUGUUGUAUGCUCGCUGUCCCCUGCUUGUGGAGGCGAUACACUCCGAAGGAUUCUAUGUAGAUGAAGGCAGCACUGGGCGCGUGAGACGUUUUCUGCUCACUGAUGUGUCUGCUGAAGCUGCUCUCUGUUUUCUCCGAUUUUUGUACUCUGCCAAGACGGACAUCCCCAGCCACUGCCUAAUACAUGUUUGUGAACUGGCUCGUAGAUUUGGAGUGAAAAGUCUCUUGGACACCUGUGAGAUUUUAGUGGGCAUGCCACAUGGUUUAGAAGAUGUGUCACCUGCAGAAGAAGAGGAAGAUGAGGAUGAUGGAGGAGAAAGAGAAGAACAUUUCCUGGAGUUAUUGAAGUCUAUGUGGAUGGAUGAGAAUGAAGAUCCCUUUGCAGACCAGGAGGUGACAGAAGGACUUGGGGAAGAGGAGAAAGUUGAUGAUGGACGGGUUGAGGAGGUGGAUUUGGAGGAAAUCUAUGAAUUCGCAGCCACUCAGCGCAGAAUGCCAGAAGAACAGAUUACAGAAGCUGAAAGUAGUAGUGAACUUGAAGUUGGAUAUCAAGACAGGGAGUCUGAAGACCAAUCUCCUUCGAACAGAAGCCAGGCUGCUGGAGAACAGCCUAUGGAUAUAGUAAAUCAACAGUCUUUGGAUUAUCACACAAAAAGCUUUAUAAAAAACAGUUCUUUAACAUUGUCUCCUGUCCAAAAGGAUGUCGCAUGUUCUCCGCAAAAGAAAUCACCUGCUUGUAUUCACUCUAACAGCCUUGAGUCUUCUCCUGCAGUACCUCUCUUAGCUUCUCUGACCAAAUCUCAGCCAACUGCUGUCCACUGUGCUUCCCCUGUUCAGUCACCCUCUAGAAGGCAUAGUUCCACAGCUAACUCUCCAGCUUGUCAACUCUUUACCACAUGUUCUAAGCCAUCGGAAGGUCCCUCAGCUGAGCUCACUGAACCCUCUACUGCAGCUGUCCACACCAUUUCACUCAUAUCCCCAGACAGAGAGGAAGAUCCUGAAGCAGACUUGUUCACCCAACACAGCCCCGCACCUCUUAAUGAUAGUUAUGACCGUAUAUUUUCAGAGACUUGUGGCGAAUAUGUAGAACCUUCUGGACUUUGUGAAUCAAGCUCCCGCGUGCGUGUAGACGCUUCUUACCAUGAGCCACCGCUACUUACAAGCUCACCUUCUGUCAUUCAGCGUCCUACUCUUCCAGAACUUGGAUCUUCACCUAACAUCCAGCCUCACACACGGCCCUUUUCAGGACAGUCCUUUUUUGCAGCUCCUGAGAAUGGAAAUUCCCCAAUCUCCAUUUGUAUAGGUCCUAAAUAUAGUGAGCCUACCCAGAAUUCUAGCAAGGUUUCUUCUACAGCAGUGUCCCUGGAACAAGACAUUAUCUUGAUCUUGUCAUCUGAUGAAGAAACAGAGGGCAGUGCUCAAACUGCAGAAGUUAAAGCAAAGUGCAAUCUUUCUGGCAUAUUCACUGGUAUUAAAGAAUCUCCUGCUAGCUUCAGUAUUAGGAAAAACAGUGAAGGACAUUCACUCCUGGAUAAAAGCAGCAGUUCUGAGAUGUCUUGGUUGGUACCUGCUACUCCAAUGCCACAUUUAACAGGGACCAGAAUUUCCCUGCUCCAAACAUCACAUAUACCUCAGUCACCCAAAACAUCCAAAACAGCUAACCAUGAUGAUACUCUGCAUGACGUGUUGUCACCAGCUCAGAAAUGUACCUCUCUCGCUGGGACUUUGAACACAACCAAGCCGGCUUCAAUUGCUUAUCAACCCCCAUUUCCAAACACACCUGAAAAGAUCAUAGGGUCCCAUACUAGCACAGGUAGCAAGGUUUCCUGUGUCCGCUCUUCACCAAUGUCAUCCAUCGCUAGCAGUACUGUGUUUGAAGUUGUGGACAGUGAGGAGGAAGGAGCAGUGGCCGAGCCCCAGGCCGACACCAGCGCAUGCAGCUUCCAGAUGGAUUAUGAUGAGCCACCUAUUCCUGUAGAAGAGGAUUUGUGGCUAAAUGUACAGGAGAGUCCUGCCAGGACUUACUCUUCCCCAGAUCGUAAUGUGUCAUUGCACAUCAACGUAACACCCACCAAGACCCCAGGAUCUUCUUGCAGCACAUCUGCACUACAGGAAAGAGACAGUGAGCCUGAUAACAGAGAGGACUCUCCUCGCACUGCAGCUUCGCAGAGCAAGCAAUCGAGCUACCUCAACUCUAAGCUGUGGGAUGAGUGGGAGGAUGAAGAGUCUGAUCUGCCUGCUGUUCUGCCAUUAUCACAGCGACUCAACAAAGUCCCAGAUGUGCAGAAGUUGCUGAGGACACCAGUUUCUAUUGUGCGCAAGAGAGAACUGCCUCCCAAGGUUGCUAUCACUCCACUACCUGAAUAUUCAGACAUGGACACCCCAGUCUUAAAGAAGGAAUUAAACAGGUUCGGGGUGAGAGCUCUUCCCAAGAAACGGAUGGUGCUGAAGCUGAAAGAAAUAUUCAGCUACACACAUCAGGUCAUGAGCUCUGAUUCUGAUGAUGACAUCUCCUCAUCUCAGCCCAGCCACCGAAACAAAAUCGGCGCAGUCCCGGGUCAGCGCCUGCCUGCGUCCAGCAAACAAAGAGCUCAAGCCACCGCUACAACCACCAGCAUUUCCCUGACGCAGACCGGGAAGACGACAACAACUGUGUGUGCUGCACAGGAAUCCGAGAGUGGAGAUGAACAGCCACCAACUGCAUCACAGGAGUCUACAACAUCUUCUGUGGCUGCAAGUGACACCUCUUCCAUAUCCCACAGUUCCAACACCAACGAGUUUGAGACCGCGUUUGCAGAUGAAGAUGAGGAGGAGCCAGUGCCGGCCUCUCAAGCGGCCAACAAAGAGAUAGUGACAGCUGAGGCGGUGAGGAAUUUUAUAGAGAAUCGUCCUGAUUUACAUAAGCAAAUCUUGCUCUAUCAACCUCUGGACCUGGCAGCCCUUCACGCUGAGCUUAAGCAGAGCGGGAUUAAGAUAGCUGCUGGGAAGCUAUUGGACUUUCUCGAUGCGCACUGCGUGACUUUCACAACGGCCACCGCACGCAAAGAGAAGAUGAGCCGCAGAAGGAAGAAAGCAGGAAAGCGAUACUGAGUUGUGGUAUAGCGUCA